CAUAUGACUGUAGCUCUCUCUCUUAGAAAGCAAGAAAGGGAAACAGAAGUAGAUUUGGGACCAAUGGGCUAAAAAGCCCAUAUUAGGCCCAACGAACAUCAAACGCUCUCACUUCGAGUCUCUUGCUCGUAUCGAAUUCACUCAAUCGCCAAUUCCCAAAUUCCGCCAUCGCUAGGGUUUUAGCCAGCCGGACUGAACAUCGAGGGAUUCUUCCCCGCAAGAAAUGUCGUCGAAAGCCUUGGCCCAGAAUGGAGCUUCGCUGAUCAGCCGACUGUUCCGGUCAAAUCCGAUUCUCCACCAGCAAAUUCCUAUCUUGCCGAAUCACCAUCAACUUCUUCAAGCUGCGCCUCACGCCCUGCGAAUCACACCGCAGCUAUUCCCUUCUCUGCACAAAUUUCCGGCUCCUGAACAUUCGCCCCAGAUCGACGACUUCAAUUCGAUCCGGAGACUAGCAAAUGAAGGGUUCCUGAAUCCUUGCGGCCUUCCCUCGCUUGAGUUCUUUUUGCCCGAAGGCGAUUCGUCUGAUGAAAUGCUGUUGUUUCCGAAAAGGACAUUCCAACCUAGCACCCUCAGGCGUAAAAGAAACCAUGGAUUCUUUGCACGCAAGGCAACCAAAGGUGGUAGGAAAGUCAUUGCGCGAAGAGUAGCGAAAGGGCGAUUCAGAAUUACUGCCUGAUUGAUCGAUGGAACUUGUGCAAUAAGGAUAGAGGGGUUAGAGUUCGUCUGUAGCACAAAGGACCGGCGGCAAAAGGAGGUCAUUGUUCCCCUUGGCAUAUCCCCUGUUUAUGGGAUGAAUUUCAUUGAGUUUUUAGAAAAGCUAGAAUCAAUUUUCUUUUUCUCACGACUAGGCUGCUGUAUAAAUAUUACUGGUGUGCUUGAAUUGGGCGAAGAAGGUUUCAUAAUUUCUUCUGUGUCGCUCUCUAUUUGCUGUUUGCAUUUGCAAUG
Molecule: messenger RNA, 945 nt
Organism: Linum tenue
Lineage: Eukaryota; Viridiplantae; Streptophyta; Magnoliopsida; Malpighiales; Linaceae
Source: the annotation of a GenBank genome assembly